GGAGCGGCCUCUUCAGCCGGCCGCGGCCGGGCCGGCGCCGUCAGACGGCGGCAUGCGGGUGCUGGGGUUCGCCGCUUUGCUGCUGCUCCUGCCGCCGGUGGCGGCCCACGGCGAGGCGGAGCGACGUUGCUUUUGCCAGGUUACUGGUCUCUUGGACGACUGCACGUGUGACGUGGAGACCAUCGAUGCCUUCAACAACUACAGGCUUUUCCCCAGGCUGAGUGGGCUUCUGGAGAGUGACUACUUCAGAUACUACAAGGUAAACCUAAGGAAGCCCUGUCCUUUCUGGAGUGACAGCAGUCACUGUGGAAUGAGAGACUGUGCCGUGCAGCCCUGCCCUUCCGAGGCAGUCCCUGGGGGAGCCGGGUCCGGGGGGUACAAGUAUUCAGAAGAAGCCAACAACCUUGCUGAAGAAUGUGAAGAAGCCAAGAGACUUGGAGCUGUUGAUGGCUCUUUGAGCAAGGAAGCCCAGGAGGCAGUGCUGCAGUGGACACAGCAUGACGACUCUUCAGACAGCUUCUGUGAAGCUGAUGACGUCUACUCUGCCGAUGCCGAGUACGUGGACCUGCUCCUCAAUCCCGAGCGCUACACUGGCUACAAGGGGCCUGAUGCCUGGAAGAUCUGGAACAGUAUCUAUGAGGAAAACUGCUUCAAGCCUCAGAAUGUAAAAAGGCCUUUGGCAUCUGGCAGAGGAGAUGAGGAAGGGCAUGCGUUUUACAAGUGGCUGAAAGGGCUCUGUGUAGAGAAACGAGCUUUCUACAGGCUCAUCUCUGGCCUCCAUGCCAGCAUCAACAUCCACCUGAGUGCCAGGUACCUCCUGCAAGACACGUGGUCAGAGAAGAGAUGGGGCCCCAAUGUUACAGAGUUCCAGCAGAGGUUUGAUGAAGUCCUCACCAGAGGGGAGGGCCCCAGGAGGCUGAAGAACCUGUACUUUCUGUACCUGAUAGAGCUGAGAGCCCUCUCCAAAGUGCUGCCCUUCUUCCAGCGCCCAGGACUCCGGCUCUACACAGGGAACGCCACUCGUGACGAGGAAGUGAAGGCCCAGCUGCUGGGAGUCCUCCAGCUGGCCCAGUCUUUCCCACUGCACUUUGAUGAGAACUCCUUCUUUGCAGGGAAUCCAAAGGAAGCUGCAAAGCUCAAGGAGGAAUUCAGGCUGCACUUCAAGAACAUUUCUAGGAUCAUGGACUGUGUUGGCUGCUUCAAGUGUCGCCUGUGGGGGAAGCUGCAGACACAGGGCCUGGGUACAGUGCUGAAGAUCCUCUUCUCUGAAAAGUUGAUCGAGAAGGUCCCUGGGAGUGGCCUUCCCUACGGAUUCCAGCUGAGCAGACAGGAGAUCGUGGCCUUACUGAAUGCUUUUGGAAGGAUCUCAACAAGUGUCAGAGAGUUGGAAAACUUCAGAAGUAUCUUAAGAAAUAUGAGAUGAAUUCACUGGGGAAAGAGAGACCUGAGAAGUUCUUCCUGCUUGGCUGCCCUGGCUUGAAAAUGAGCAAACACCAUCCUUGCAUCACACUCCCAAAACCACAGGGUGAAGACCACUUGCUGCACCUCCUCUUCCCAGCUGCUUGUCUGUGACCUGCUGAUGACAAAUACUUUGUGCAAGAGAGACAGGGACACAAAAGGGCUACUUCUGAUGUGGUGUGAAAGUGGGGCUGUAUGAAAAGGUUAUUUUAUGUAGUGGAAGAUCAUUCUGAGUAAGAGCUUUGACUCCUGCUCUGCUGGACUAGGCCCUUCUCUCUGUCUCCAGGAGCUGAGGCAAGAGCCAUGCCAACGAAUAAACUGGGGGGGAAAUUCCUUGUCUGCUCCCUGCUUCCAGCCAGCCCCUUCCUUACACUCUGGAUAUCAGAUAAACCACAAGGGGCGGUAGGAGCUCCUUUGCGUCAGAGCUGCAGCCUACAACAACUGCCUUCCUCAUCCUCAUGAAGCUUUCCCUUGGCACCAGGCUUGUCCUGCUGCUCCCUGCUGCGGGAGCCUCACUUUGUGCUGUAGGCUUCUCCAGUUGCUUCCUUCUUGGAGGUGAGGGGAGAGGGACCAAGGAGCACAGUGGAGGAAUCUGCUGCUCGCUCAGCCUUGUGCCUGCAUCUUCACUAGGAGCCCGGGGGAGCAGUGGUGCUGGGGUCUCGUGGUGUGGUAUAGAGGAGGAGUGUGCCUCAGGGAAGGCGCUGCUGGGCUGUGGGCGCUGGAGGGGAGGAGAGGAGGAGGCUGAGGCAGCCACAAGGUGAGUGCUGGAACCUCUUUCCCUUCCUGCUCCUCCCAGCCUCUUGAACUGAGGUCUCCUUCCCCCACUGCUCUGCCCUAAUGGAGUUGCAGCUGAAGAGCUGGGUCCAGCUCUGGGCUCCACAGUAGAAGAGAGACAGGGAAGGGCUGCAGGGGGCCAGGGGAGGCUACAGAGGCGCUAAGGGGCCGGGAACGUCUCUGUGAGGAGAGGCUCAGAGAUCUGCGGCUGUUUAGUCUGGAGAAGAGCAGCCUGAGAGUGGAUCUGAUCAAUGCUCAGCAAGACUUAAAGGUGGCAUGGGGCCAGAGGAGGGGACCAGACCCUUCUCAGUGGUGCCCAGGGGGCAAUGGACACAAAUUAACUCAUCUGCUUCCAUCUGAACAUGAGGAAAGUCUUUGCUGGGAGGGUGCUGGAGCCCUGGAGCAGCCUUCCCAGAGAGGUUGUGGUGUCUCUGGGGGAGAGACUCAAAACCCAGCUGGAUCCUGUGUUCCUGGGCAAGCUGUUGUGGGUGACCCUGCUUUAGUUGGGGGCUGUGGACUACAGGAUCUCAAGGGUUCCUUUAGUCCCUACCGCUCUGUGCUGCUCUCUGUUCUCGUAUGGGAUCUGUUCUACCAUUGGUGUCCAGGCAGGGCUGAACAUGGAAAGGCUGCACCCCGCAUGGGCUGGCUGCUGCCCAGGGGCUGGAGUGAAGCUGAAGUUUGCCACUGCAGUGACAAGCAGCUGGAGAAGUAGACCAGCGAGUGCCUUGAGCACUCCGCAGUGAGGGGUGAGACAGCCUGGCCCUGCUGCCAGCCUUACACCACCCACCCUCACGGCAGGGGCAAAGGACAGGGACAAAGGACAGGCUCAUGCGUGGCUGGCGCUGCCAUGGGGCACUCCCACGGGUGCCUGUGUGGUGGCCACAGCAGUGAGCUGCUCCUCACCCCAGAGCAGGCUGCGGGGGCAGAUGCUCCUGGGCAGGAGGACGCUGGGGCUGCGCUCCAGCUGAGCUGCUGCUGUUUGCAGUGAGCUCAAGGCCAUGCAGAUAAAGCCUGCGCACGGGCACAAGGGAAGCACUGAGCUGGGCUCUGCAGCUCCUCCACAGCUCUGCGGAGAGAGGGCAGGGCUUGAGAAGGGUAGAAGGCACAACUCUGUCACAGUGUCCCCUGACCUGCCUUGAGAGCUCUCUCGGCCUGUUGUGAUGGCUUAAGAGAGGGAAAGGUCAGACCGGAGAGCAGGGAGAAAAAUCUCCUGCUGAGGGUAGUGAGAUCCUGGCCCAGGCAGUCCAAAGAGGUGGUAGAGGCCCCAUUGCUGAAACCACUGCAGGUCAGGGCCUCUGGGCUUCCAGCAACCUGCUGUAGCUGUAGGUGCAGGGGUGGGGCUGAACUAGAUGCCCUUUAAAGGUCCCUUCUCAACCCACACCGUUCUGUGCUCUGUAAAAUACUCUGCACCCAGCCAGACUGAAGCCCAAGAGGGACUCAAAGGGAGGCUGCAGUCACUCUGGAGCAAAGUAGCAUGUGCUGGGCUCCAGCUGGCCUGGCCCAAGCUACACUAUGUCCAGCUCGGAAAGCAGCUUUGCUCUGGGGCUCCUUAGCCUGGAGAAGAGCAGCCUGAGAGCAGCACCUGAUCACUGAUGGGCAAUAGCUGAAGGGUGGGAGCAAGAGGAUGGGGUCAGGCUCCUUUCAGUGGUGCCCAGUGACAGGACAACAGGCAUAAACCCAGGAGGCCCCCGCUGACCAAGAGGAGAAACUUGUUUGGGAGGAGGGUGCUGGAGCCCUGGCACAGGCUGCACAGAGCAGUUGCAGAGUCUCCUUUGGAGAGAUGCCAAACCCACCUGGACACUGUGAUCCUGGGCACCCUGGUCUGGGUAACCACCUUUAGCAGGAGGGGUGGCCUGGAGUAUCUCCAGAA
Molecule: messenger RNA, 4102 nt
Organism: Pogoniulus pusillus (Red-fronted tinkerbird)
Lineage: Eukaryota; Metazoa; Chordata; Aves; Piciformes; Lybiidae
Gene: ERO1A
Product: endoplasmic reticulum oxidoreductase 1 alpha
Exons: 16
Coding region: 53-1423 (456 amino acids)
Biological process (GO): protein folding in endoplasmic reticulum
Cellular component (GO): endoplasmic reticulum; endoplasmic reticulum membrane
Molecular function (GO): thiol oxidase activity; FAD binding; protein-disulfide reductase activity
Source: RefSeq, a predicted model, not a curated record